Coccidioides posadasii C735 delta SOWgp is the source of this 2586-nucleotide messenger RNA. The record is from RefSeq and is a predicted model, not a curated record. NCBI's taxonomy places the organism in Eukaryota, Fungi, Ascomycota, Eurotiomycetes, Onygenales, Onygenaceae.
AUGAGCGCGGAUGAUGACCAGGAAGUUGGCCGAUGGCCUUCCUUUGAAGGCAGGAAUAGGUGGCCAUCUGAUGCUAGCCACCAAGACCUAGGACGACGAUUGAACGGAAAUGGAUUCAGGUGGGCAGAAGAGUUCGAUGACGAGAUACACAUAGCGGAAACACCAAGGGCGACUGAAGAAGUUCAAUCCGAAAAGUUUGAGGACAUUCUCGUGAAUGGAGUUCGCGGCAAUGGAGCGUUUGAUGACGCACCACAUAAUGCCAUAGAUGAACCUAAUUUGGACAACCCAUUUGCAUUGUUCGAAUCUGUGGAGACGUUAGAUGAAGGGGUGGAAUGCUUUGCUUCCCAGCAUGGUCUUCUAUCGGAGGUUGAUGGCGUGAAGCGGGCAGCUCGUUUUGAGAGAGAUGAUAUGGAGGCUUUCGGCGACCCCGAUUUUCCGGAGGAGGAAAAAAUUGCCUUGCAGGACGAACGCAAAGCUACAUUCUGGCAGCAGACGCGAAGUCUUCGUUCUGCUGUUCUCAUCAUUGGCGGACUAUCAGGUGUCUGCCAGGGAUGGACACAGAGCACACCAAUUUCUCCUUGGUGCACUAUCUGCUUCUGUAACACUUGCAUCAGGUAUCUUAAGGGCCGGGUCCUGAUUUAUCAUGAUAGAGGUCUACUCAUUGCCGACCCUAUUCAGAACCACUGGCUGGGAAGACGUGGUGCCGUCGCAAUUUCUGCAGCCAUAAGCAUGGGAGCGACGAUUGGUGCUGUUUGCUCGCGGACUCCAGCGGAGCUCAUUGGCUGCAGAAUACUGAUCGGGGCUGCGCUUGGGGCCAAAGCAAGUGUGAUCGCACCAUUUUUGGCGGAACUUGCGCCAGUGCAUAUGCGAGGUGCUCUGCUAUCCACAUGGCAAGUUUCAGACGCUCUUGGCAUCUUCCUUGGGGAUGUAUCUUGGAAAGUGGUGGACUCAUUCAACCUGGAGCCUGACACGGCAUGGCGAUUCCUGAGCGCUACCACUCUGAUACCUACCAUUCCCUUAAUGAUGUCUUCCUACAUGAUCCCAGAAAGUUGGAUGUUUUUAAUGAAGACGGGGGAAUAUUCCAAAGCAACCGAGGCGGCUUGCCUCUACCGAAAAUACCCCAUCCAAGGAUUCCGAGAUAUCAUCUCUAGCCAUUUCCAAAUGGAAGCAGAAGGAGAGCUCAUGGAGAUCCGGAAGGUUGCUAAAAAAGGGGAAUCCAAAGGCAAAUGUUCUGAUGAAGAAAGUAAACCUGCUCCAGGGAGGAAUGUUUUUGCGGAUGAGACCAAACCGUUAUCAGAGCGUCUCGCCCACUUUCCACCAGGAUUGUGUUUGCGUUCCCAACGAGGCCAGAACAACGAAAUUUGUACUCACAGUUACCAUAUGAAAGAGGCGCACUUUUUUCGAAGACUGGCGCAAAUCAUUCAAGACCCUCGCUGUCGCCAUGCUCUCGUAUCUGGAGGAACAAUAAUGUUGACACAGUCACUGUGCGGAAUCAACGCACUCGCUUUCUUUUCUUCCUCUCUUUUGGAUGCUGGAAUCAGUCCUGAAUAUUCUUUGAUUCUGGCCCUUUGCUUUGGCGCAGUGUGCUUUAGCUUUGGACUAUUGACUCCAUUACUCAGUGAUAGACUCGGCAGAACCAAUCUAGUGCUUCUCGGGUUGCCAGUUAUGGCUGUUUUUAUGUUUAUAUUGGCCUCGCUCUUUGAGCUGGACAACAGCGCGAGAACACCCACAAUCAUGCUUUUUACAAUGCUGUUUACUGCUGUGUAUGCGUUCACUGUGGGACCUGCGGCGUUCAGCCUCUCCGCUGAAUCCUUUCCAAGCACCGUUCGCGAGGCAGGCAUGGCUAUGUGUGUUUUUAUCAAUUUAACAUCCCUUGGAAUCCAGCUCCUGAUGUACCCAUUCAUAACAACGCCCAUUGGUUUCACAACGAGCCUUUCCAUAUAUGGCUGCGUCAAUAUCGUUGGCUUUGUCGCAUGCUUCCUGUUUUGUGUUGAUACUAGAGAUCGGACAUUGGAGCAACUGCAAUUUAGCUUUGAUCUGCCGUUGUCGGUGCACUGCGAGUAUCGUAUAUUUUAUGUGCUCCCUGAGGUAUGCAGAAGAUGUCGUAUAUUUGUCGCUCGAAGGAUUCGAAGGAAGGAAGGCGAAGCGGAAGCGGGGGAUGGUGAAAGCAUCGGUAGCGACGGUGGGACCAAAUGGGAACUGAUCCCGUUUUAUCGGUGGGCAAGAAUCCAAGAUCCCAAUCGCCCAUCGGUGUACGCACAACUUCUCAGUGUUGUCCACAGAAUGCUCCCUACCAAAGCACGCCAAUGGAUGAAAGUGGAAAAGGUCGCAGACCGGAGUGGCCCGGUGACCCCAGACUCCCAGUAUACCGUUGGACAGGGAACGAGAGAGUUUUGACCGGCGAUAAUGUGUAAUCUGGACCAUAGGUACAUAAAUGAACAGUCAUGUGUAUUAACUCUGGAUGUGUGCAUCGUUGAAACCCAAACUUGGUGGAGGGCGCUUGUGGUGACGAAGAGGUGAGCGAAGCAUGGGAACAGGUUACUGGCCUAAGUUAGUUAGUUAGCCUCAGUAGGCGAGCACCUGCAU